AAAGUGGCCAGCGUGAGGCGGGCCUGGCCUUUGUGCGGCCAAGUAGACCAUGAUGAAAAAGCAGAUGGAACACGUAGCCCAGACACUGGCAACCACUUGUUUGUGCCAACAACUUUUCUGGUGGGUAUUGCCGUAUUGGAGUCCCCUGCACCACUCACCGGCGAUGAUGGCCAUGGCCGGCCGGCUCCAGCUGAUCUUCAGCCCCACUGCGCCAGUCGCUGCUGCUGCUCCUUGCCAUCGCCAGUCCACUCCGGUUUGGCUCAAGCGUCCAGAUCCAAGAUCAAUAGUAGCAGCAGCCAGCAGUAGUAGGCCGUCAUCCUCCUCCGCGUCAGAGCAAUCCGCCGCCACCAUCAGCAAGGGCAAGACGAGGAGGAAGGUGACGCUGAAGCUGACUUACCUGGAGAUCAACAGCUGGGUGUGGGAGGUGCAGCCGCAAGGCCAAGGCCUAGCCCCUCUGCGCAUCCUGGUGGACCCCCUCGUCGUCGGCAAUCUCGACUUCGGCGCGCCCUGGCUGUUUGACGGCGCCAAGAAGAACCCCAGCGUGAAGGCCCUCGGGGUGGACGAGCUCUUGGCGCCGGAGACGGGGCCGGACCUGCUGCUCAUCACGCAGAGCCUGGACGACCACUGCCACGUCCGGACCCUGACGCAGCUGUCCGCCAGGGCGCCGGACCUGCCGGUGGUGACCACGCCCAACGCGCAGCCAGUCCUCGCCUCCCUGCCCACGCCGUUCCGCCGCGUCACCUACCUCGAGCCCGGCCAGUCCACCGCCGUCAGCGACCAGGUCCGGGUGCUGGCCACCGCCGGCCCCGUGCUGGGGCCGCCGUGGCAGCGCCCAGAGAACGGCUACAUCCUCAUGACCGCACACGACGGCCAUGGCCUCCUCUACUUGGAGCCGCACUGCGUGUACGACAGGUCGUUCCUGGAGACGAAGCGGCUGCGGGCGGACGUGGUGGUCACGCCGGUGGUGAAGCAGCUCCUUCCCGCCAACUUCACCCUCGUCUCCGGGCAGGAGGACGCCGUCGACCUGGCCAGGCUGCUGCGAGCCAGGUACGUGGUGCCGAUGAGCAACGGCGACGUGGACGCCGGCGGGCUCCUGGCCGCAGUGCUCUCGAAACAGGGGACGACGCAGUCCUUCGAGGCCUUGCUGUCGGAGGCGCUUCCCCAGGUGCAGGUCGUCGACCCCACGCCCGGCGUGCCGCUGCAACUUGAACUGGACAUCAGCGGGGCAGAUGAUGGGCAAUCAACAUGAUCCUCCGCCAAUAGUGAGGCUAUAUGUAUGUAUACCAGAGAAUGGUAGCAUCUCCAUUAAUUGUCAGGCUCUACUAUAGUAUAUACAUAUACACAUAUAUGUAUGCCAACCAGACAACCACAACCAGAAUGAAGAUCUACAGCAUCUCCUGCCAGUAAA
Molecule: messenger RNA, 1408 nt
Organism: Panicum hallii
Lineage: Eukaryota; Viridiplantae; Streptophyta; Magnoliopsida; Poales; Poaceae
Exons: 1
Coding region: 50-1249 (399 amino acids)
Source: RefSeq, a predicted model, not a curated record